Molecule: messenger RNA, 2526 nt
Organism: Tinamus guttatus (white-throated tinamou)
Lineage: Eukaryota; Metazoa; Chordata; Aves; Tinamiformes; Tinamidae
Source: RefSeq, a predicted model, not a curated record
ACUGGGCGGAAGGAGAAGGGGGACCCACUGAACAUUGCUAUCGACAAGAUGACCAAGAAAACGCGAGACCUUCGAAGACAGCUGCGGAAGGCAGUGAUGGAUCACAUAUCAGAUUCAUUCCUGGAGACCAACGUCCCGUUGCUGGUCCUCAUCGAGGCUGCAAAAAGCGGCAACGAGAAGGAAGUGAAGGAGUACGCGCAGGUCUUCCGUGAGCACGCCAACAAGCUCGUGGAGGUUGCAAAUCUGGCCUGUUCAAUCUCUAAUAAUGAAGAAGGUGUGAAGCUAGUCCGUAUGGCAGCAACACAGAUUGAUAGCCUAUGCCCACAGGUAAUAAAUGCUGCACUCACACUGGCGGCCAGACCCCAAAGCAAAGUAGCACAGGACAACAUGGAUGUCUUCAAAGACCAGUGGGAGAAACAAGUGCGAGUCCUCACUGAAGCUGUUGAUGACAUUACUUCGGUGGAUGAUUUCCUCUCUGUCUCAGAAAACCAUAUUCUGGAAGAUGUGAAUAAGUGUGUGAUUGCUCUCCAAGAGGGGGAUGUUGAUACACUGGACAGAACUGCUGGUGCCAUCCGGGGCCGUGCAGCCAGAGUUAUUCACAUCAUCAAUGCAGAGAUGGAAAACUAUGAAACAGGAGUUUAUACGGAGAAGGUGCUGGAAGCUACCAAACUGCUCUCUGAAACUGUCAUGCCGCGCUUUGCAGAGCAAGUGGAGGUUGCCAUCGAAGCCUUGAGCGCCAACGUCCCACAGCCAUUUGAAGAGAACGAAUUCAUAGAUGCCUCCCGCUUGGUUUACGAUGGAGUUCGCGACAUCAGGAAAGCUGUUCUGAUGAUAAGGACCCCUGAAGAGCUGGAGGAUGAUUCAGACUUUGAGCAGGAAGAUUAUGAUGUUCGCAGCCGAACAAGUGUUCAGACUGAAGAUGACCAGCUUAUUGCUGGACAGAGUGCAAGGGCUAUCAUGGCUCAGCUCCCCCAGGAGGAGAAGGCUAAAAUUGCUGAGCAGGUGGAGAUAUUCCAUCAAGAAAAGAGCAAACUGGACGCCGAGGUAGCCAAGUGGGAUGACAGCGGUAAUGACAUCAUUGUGCUGGCAAAGCAGAUGUGCAUGAUUAUGAUGGAAAUGACAGAUUUUACUAGGGGUAAAGGCCCGCUGAAGAAUACAUCGGACGUCAUUAACGCAGCCAAGAAGAUCGCAGAGGCAGGAUCUAGGAUGGACAAACUGGCUCGGGCUGUAGCUGAUCAGUGCCCCGACUCAGCCUGCAAGCAGGACCUGCUCGCCUACCUGCAACGCAUUGCCCUCUAUUGCCACCAGCUCAACAUCUGCAGUAAGGUGAAGGCAGAAGUUCAGAACCUGGGAGGAGAACUCAUUGUGUCAGGGCUGGACAGUGCCACCUCCCUCAUCCAGGCAGCUAAAAAUCUGAUGAACGCUGUGGUCCUUACAGUGAAAGCAUCCUAUGUGGCUUCUACUAAGUAUCAGAAGGUCUAUGGCACUGCAGCCGUGAACUCACCAGUUGUGUCUUGGAAGAUGAAGGCCCCUGAGAAGAAACCUCUAGUAAAGAGAGAAAAACCAGAAGAAUAUCAGACAAGAGUGAGAAGAGGGUCCCAGAAGAAACAUAUUUCCCCUGUACAGGCCUUAAGUGAAUUUAAAGCGAUGGAUUCAUUCUAAAACACCAAGCUUUAGCAGGAGGGUUUUAUAUUCUUUUUGUAUGCAUACCUGCCGACUUGUAUGCGUCUGGCAUGGGGUGGGGGGGGACUAACGAAGCAGUGUCAAUUUGCAUGCAACCUCUAUUAAUGUAGCUAACUAACUUUCUGCGACACCAAAAUUUAGGGCAUUCUCUUCUGAUGUUAAAUGGAGCUAUUCCAAGCUGACUUUUUAAACUAAGCUAUAGCAUUAAAUUGGCCAAAGAAUUUGCAUCACAAGGGUGUAUAUGGGUUAAGUAGUAAAUUCAAGUCUAAACCCAGAAAUCUGUAUGCAUGCAAGAAACAUUAGGUUGGCAGGUGUAUUAAGUGAAAAAAUGGAAUUGUAAUGGUAGACCAUAAAGCUUGUAUUGCUUCUGUUCCAGUGCAAAAAUGUACUAGCCAAUAUGCUUAAAUGUGUGGCCCAAUAAUUGAAUGAUAUAACUUUUAAGUCAUCUUCAUUAUAGUAUGUGAAUUUUUAAAAUGGUUAAAAAAUAACUCAUCUUAAAAACGAUUCUUUUAGACGAUAUUUUGUUCUUUAUAUUCUAGUAGUGUUAUGAUUGCUCACAUUUCAAUUAAUCCCAUUAAUAUGAACAGAGGUUUACUUUUGCCAAUUGAAUUCCUUAUGGUGGAGUAUGAAGCACAAUAUGGUGAUUGACAUUGCCUUUUAUAUUAUGAUUAUUAUGAUUAUGAUUAUUAUAUUAGUAAUAGAAGAUCUGGUGGUGAAAUGUGUAGAGACACGGAAAAUGUGAGAAUUUAGAGGCGAAUAUGUAGGUGUAGUUUGGAUUACAGGUAUCUGACAUACCAUUGUAACCACUAACUCAAUAAACUCAUUUAACCUUGGAAUCCUCAA